AACAGGCCAACAUCCGCUUUUUCGGAUAUGGACGACAGCCCAUUCCCACGAAAGGCAAAUGCACUGUUGCCGUUUCCUGUAAUGGUAUGACACAGAUGUUGCCGCUGAUCGUCGUUGGUAAAGAAGGUACAUCCCUGGGCGCCAUCGACUGGAUCGAUGCUUUCAAGAUUGGCAUGAACGCCUUGAUCUACGAUGGAUCAACUGUGGCAUUGUCAUCGACCACGGAUGUCAACAUGGUCAGCAAGAGCGUGAACAACCUGUGAAAACAGGAUGUCAAAUGGCACUGGUCCAAAGAGUGUGACCAGGCAUUCACCAGGUUGAAGGAGAUGCUCACCCAGAAGAUGCAUUUGGUCCACUAUGACCCAUCGAAGCUGAUCUCGCUGGCUGUCGAUGCAUCGCCGUUUGGUUUUGGAGCAGUAAUUUCACAAACGGCGCCGAACGGCAAGGAAGAACCAAUCGCGUUCGCAUCCAAAACGCUGAUGACCGCAGAGAAAAACUAUAGUCAAGUGGAGAAAGAACAGCAUACAGAUAAAGCAAAUACUGUUAUCUCUUCAAAAGAGAACACUGAGGAAAACUCUGUUGAUUCUGAGUCUUUAACAAGAGUAGUGAAACGCAAAACAGGCUGUAAAAAAAGAGCGAAGUGAAGUUCAGCUAAAUGGAGAUGUUCAAACUGGAAAGGGGGAAUGUGAUGUUUGGUGGACCAUGUGGGGUGGGAGGACCCAUUGCUCCUCCUAUGCAGCAGGUGGCGCUGCACAGGACAAAGGGAGACGUUUUGUAUAUAGUUUAUCCUGUCUGUAGACAGUGUGUGUGCAGCCAUUUUGAGUUGUCUUGUUGCCAGCAUUGAGUGAUGCAUUAAAGACUUCUGUUGUAAUUUGAAGACUGUCAAGUUUUGUGCAGACCUAGAAAACAAACACAAAAGUUUGGGUUGGGACCCUUCUUCAGACGACAGUAAACGGGUGAUCGAUGGAGGGCCAUUGGGUCUUUUUUGAGGCUGUGACUCUAAGCUGUAACCUAAAAAAACUUCAACAGGAAUCUCCAAAUGCAAUUGAGGUCAAUGUAACUACAUUAUGGGUGCACAAGGAACUGAAGUUGAUAUAAUAUUAAGCAAAAUGCAAAAAAGUGCUGAAGUAACUCAAUGGGUCUGGAAGCAUCUUUGGAGGGAAUAGCAGAUGCAGGGCGGAAUUGACAUCACGGAGCGGGGGAUCGCCAGUGUUGGAGCUCCAGAGUGUUGGGCCUGCUGAUAUUAAUACCGUGGCGCUGUGGUCUUCGGAGCUUCUAGCCGUGGGCAUGGUGCUGACUUUAACAUCGCAUAGCGGAGUGAUCCCUUGCCGAGGAUCGCCAGAGUUGGAGAUCCAUCCAACGGGGCCUGUAGUCUUGGAAGCCGCGGUCUUCGGUAAGAAGUGGCCGAUUAGGAAAUUCCAAUCCGCAAAGUGUGUUCCGAUCCGUUCCGACGCCAGAUUUUUGAUCAUCCCAGCGAGAGGGCCUGUACAUCGGGUCGUCCAUAGUGGAGACUGCAGAGGGUUCAAAGGCCCCACCACAGGUGAACAAAGAGGAAGAUGACUGAACUUUAUUGCCUUCCAUCACAGUGAGAAACAUUGAUUCCACUGUGGUGGAUAUUUAUGAUAAACUCUAUCGUGUAUUUUGUUCUUUUUAUUCGUAUGGCUGUACGGUAACUCAAAUUUCACUGUACCAAUUGGUGCACGUGACAAUAAAUGUGAACGAACUAGAGGUGACGUUUUGACUCAGGACCCUUCUUCAGUCCUGUCCACCUUUGAAUGGAGAUAGAAUUAGUAGUAGUUAGACACCCUGGACAGUCUUUUUCCCAGGGAGGAAACUAGAGGUCAGAGUGUUAUGGUGAGAAGGGGGACAUUUAAAGGAGGUUUAUAAGGCAAUUUUUAAACACCCUGAGUGAGUGGUGGGUGCCUGAAAUGCACUGCCAGGAGAGACGAUCAUGUGGUGAAAGCUGAUAUGUUAAAAAUGUUUAAGAGGCAUGUUGGCCGAGGUACAGUUAAAAGCUUUUUGUUGCGUGGUAUCCAGUCAGUGAAAAGACUAUACAUGAUUACAAUCACGCUGUCCACAGAAUACAGAUGCAGGGUGAAGGGUGUAAUGUUAAGUCGGAUUAAACUUCCCCUCUGUUAACAGGCCUCUGAAUGGCCCUUCCAUAAGCAAGGGGACUGUCCGAUUCACCUCUAUCCCUUUGUGGAAAUUGGGCUCAAUGGAACUGGUGCUCUACAAUGCUGAGAACUAUAUUCUGCACUCUGUAUCUUCCCGUUAACUCUAUCUAUUGUUUUGAGUCUGAUUGAUUGCAUAUAUGUAUGGUAUUACCUGAUUUCAUUGACAACAUGCCAAACAAAGCUUUUCACUCUACAGAUGAUAAUAAUAAACCUCGACAAAGCUAUGUCAUAAGAAAAUCUACUGAUGAAAUGUGAAAGUCAGAAGGACCAGGGCUAUAUUUCUAAGUCGGGAUGGUGUACGGACUUGCCAUGCUUCUGACUGCCUCUGAACUUCAAUGGUCAACAUUUUGGAUCUGUAGUUUGGGCCUGUACUCACUGGAGUUUAGAAGGAUGAGGGGGAAACCACAUUGCAACUUACUGAAUAGUGAGAGGCCUGGAUAGAGUGGAAAUGGAGAGGAUGUUUCCACAAAUGGAAACAUAGCCAUAGUCUCAGAAUAAAAAGAGCUGAGGAGGAAUUUCUUUAGUCAGAGGGUGGUGAAUAUGUGGAAAUCAUCACCGCAGAAGGCUGUGGAGGCCACCAUUGGAUAUUUUUCAGACAGAGACUGGUAGAUUCUUGAUUAGUAUGAGGGUCAAGGAUUUUGGGAGACUGCAGGAGAAUGGGGUUGAGGGAAAGAUAGAUCAGCCAUGAUUGAAUGGCGGAUUAGAUAAUGGGCCAAAUGGCCUAAUUCUGCUACUAGAAUAGAUGAACUUUAGAAACUCUGCUCCAGUAAAUUGCUUGUAGAAACAAGGAACUGCAGAUGCUGGUUUACAAAUGAAGACACAAAGUGUGGAGUAACUCAGGGGGUCAAACAGCAUCUGUGGAGAACAUGGACAGAUGACAUUGUGGGUAGGAAAACCUUAUUCGCACUGUUCCAAAGUCCAAGACGCCAGAGAUGAUACCUGACCUGCCCAACCUCACCCUGUACCUUGGGGCCUCGAGUCCUGGCAAACCUUCCUUGCACUGUUUCCAACAAUGGCAACUUUCCUAUAGUGUGGUGAACAAAACAGAACAUAACACCGCAAAUGCCACCUCACAAUGUUAUAGUACAGAAAGAGGCCAUUCAGUCCAUCAUGUCUGCAGCAGCAGAAACCAUUUUUCAGUGCCAGGAGGGACUAUGGGACGCUGUCUUGGGAUAAAUGGAUAAAGUACCAGAAAGAAGAUAAAGAGGGGCUUGUGUUGCUUUCUAAUGUUGUGGUCUGGAUUACACUGGUCAAGACUGAAGGGAAUAGGUUUAAUAACUGAAUGAAAGAUGCAGCAUAGAAUCAGGCCCUUCGGCCCACCACACUCACGCCGACCAUCGAUCACCCGUUCAUACUGGUUCCAUGUUACUUCACUUUUGUAUUCACCCUAUAUAAUAACACUAUCCUACACACUAGGGACAAUUUUACAAUUUACAGAAGCCAAUUAACUAACAAACCUUUACGUCUUUGGAGUGUGGGAGGAAACCGGAGCGCCCGGAGAAAACUCAUGAAGGUGUCGGAGAGAACGUCAUUCAACACUCCGUACAAACCGCACCCGAUGUCAGGAUCAAACCCCGGUCCCUGGUGCCAUCGCUGCACCACUGUGCUGCCCCUGUCAUUCCAUUGAUGAAAGCAAAAACCAUUCAACCAGCAAAUCUUAGCCUUAAACAUAAUGCAGGAAAGAACACAAACAUUUAUUUGAUCCCGUUCAAUCACAGAAUUCAUAGUUGCCGCAGUCCUCAACCAGACGGACAUACCUACUAACCACGUGCGUUUACAUUCCAAGUGUGGCCAUGAAUUUAAAUACUGAAACUAGUGUGCUGCUUCUAAAAAGACCCGUGUAAGUGGAGGCUGUAUGAAAACAAGCCAGUUCAUGGUCAGGCAUUCAUGGGGCUAUGAAGAGGGAUUGAUGAUUAUGUGACGGAGGGAAAUAAUGGUGUGAGUGUUGGAGGAGGAGAGGCAAGGUUUACUGCCGUUUGCUUUUGAAGGCUAUACACCCGGUCUCUAAAGUGGUUGCUUGCCUCCCUGACUAAUCAGCAAAUGAAAGGCACAUUCCUGGCACUUGCAAAUGCUUCAACACAAAGAUGAAUUGCCUCCUUGCAGGACCAGCUUGCUUUUUUUUCGCUCCCGAUGAGCUCUAGGUUUUUCUCAGAGAGCCCCAUUUGCACUGGACUUGGCUUGAGUUGCCUGCAUUACAAUCAACAGUGGCUGACUCAUGCGAGACAAAAGUUCUUCAUUGACUGCCAAGUACUUCUCACAGGGCGCAAGAGCUGCUGAUCAGAAGAAAAAAUAAAUUCCACCAGGAAUAAUUUUGAGAUAGGUGUUCAGUCCGGACGUUUUUUGGGAGAUCUGGGACUUUUCAGUUGAGUGACUUUCGAAAGCGGAAAGUUCUAUUAAAAAAAUAAUUCACAAAGAAGGUUCAAACCAAUUCUGCCUGUACGAGUUUCAUGUAUGGACAGGGACAGAGUGCUGCACUUCCUAUUGAAGAAAUAAAAGGCGUCAAACUGACUUUCAGUCGGCGACAGAAGAAAAAGACCAUCUGCGUUCUAUCAGAGUUGUGCAGCUUGCUGUUUCGAUAUAGAGCGACUGGCCUUCACAGGUCUGCCCCAGCUGUUCCGUACGUGCAAAGCAUUCCUCCCUCGAUGGGGAUGUUAAACCACUGCAGCUGGUGGACUUGUCUAAUGGGAUGUGCUCUGGUGGAUUGCUGGCUGGUCACCCUUGUCUAUUCGGAGCAACAUCGAGCCGAGACUCAACAUCCCCGAAUCCAUCGUGUGAAGCGCAAGUGGGUGUGGAACCAGUUCUUUGCGGUUGAAGAGAACACCGAAAAAGAACCACUCCGCAUCGGGAAGAUACACUCCAACUCGGAUACGGGCAAUGGGACGUUGAGGUACACGUUGAGCGGUGAGGGAGCUGGCACCAUAUUCACCAUCAAUGAGGAUAAGGGAGACAUCUACGUCAUGAAGAAGCUAGACCGCGAGGAGAAGCCGUCCUACACACUCCGUGCACAAGUGGUGAACAGAGCUACCAAUCAGUACGUUGAGCCCGAGUCAGAGUUCAACAUUAAGGUCCAAGACAUCAACGACAAUGAACCCAGGUUUCUAGACGGGCCGUAUGUCGCCACCGUCCCUGAGAUGUCGCCUGACGGGACCUCCGUUACCCAAGUAACAGCUACAGAUGCUGACGACCCCUCAUAUGGGAGCCAUGCCAGGAUUGUAUACCGCAUCCUUCAAGGACAACCAUACUUCCUGGUUGAACCAACUACAGGAAUUAUUCGAGUAGCUAUGCCGAAUAUGGACAGAUUAGUCAAAGAGCAUCACCUGGUUAUUGUUGAAGCAAUGGACAUGGCUGGACUGAAAGGUGGUUUCUCAGGGACAACUACGGUGACCAUCACCUUGUCUGAUGUGAAUGACAAUGGGCCAAAGUUUCAACACAAGUUGUACCACUUUACGGUGCUGGAAUCCACCGACAUAGGGACCACAGUGGGGAGAGUGCUGGCCACAGAUGCCGACACUGGACAAAAUGCAGAAAUGGUCUUCAGUGUAGAAGGCAGUGAUGGCUCAGAUUUAUUCAACAUAGUUGCAGAUGGCCAGACCCAGGAAGGCAUCAUCAUUCUGAAGAAGGCUCUGGACUACGAGAGCAAAAGGUGGUUUAGCCUCAGGGUGCAGGCAAUCAACAAACACAUCGAUCCGAGGUUUCUGCAGCUGGGACCGUUUAAAGAUGUGACCAACGUGAAGAUCAGUGUGCUGGAUGUGGACGAGCCACCACUAUUUCUCUCUCCCACCUACACCUUCAGGGUUCAGGAGAAUCGAGAGCCCGGAGCCCCUGUGGGAAAGGUCUCCGCCAGGGACCCUGAUGCAGCAAGCAAUUCAAUCAGGUAUUCCAUCGAUCGUGGGACAGGCAUGGACAGUACUUUCCACAUUGAUGCCUUCAAUGGCACCAUCACAACCUCCCAAUCCCUGGACCGAGAGGAGGUCGCCUGGUACAAUUUAUCCAUCUUGGCUGCAGAAGUAGGUGAUUCAGAGAAGGUUACCUCCGUCUUGGUGCAAAUCGGCGUCCUGGAUAAGAAUGAUCACCCUCCCGUGUUUCCCAUUCCCUACGAAACGUUUGUAUGUGAAAAUGCAAAGUACGGACAGCUCAUUCAGACCAUCAGUGCGGUGGACAAAGAUGACCCACUGGAGGGACAAUAUUUCCACUUCACACUGGCGGCAGAUGUAGGCAGUAAUCCCAAUUUCACCGUUAGCGAUAAUCAAGAUAACAGCGCCUCUAUCCUGACACGGACUGUUGGAUUUAAUCGUCGAGAGCAGGCGGUUCACUUGCUGCCCAUCGUGAUAGAGGACAGUGGGGAUCCAUCCCUCAGCAGCACCAACACACUGACUGUCCUCGUGUGUAAAUGCAGCAACAAUGGGGUUGGGCAACUGUGCAACACCGAUGCAUUCCUGCUGCCCGCUGGUCUCAGCACGGGGGCCCUCAUCGCGGUGGUCGUCUGCAUUCUGAUGAUACUAGCCAUUGUCCUCCUCCUUCUCAUCCUGCGACAGCACAGGAAGGAGCCCGACUGCACGGAUGAUGUGGAUGACGUGCGCGAGAACAUCGUCAGGUACGACGAUGAAGGGGGCGGCGAGGAGGACACGCGGGCCUUCAACAUGGCUGCCCUGAGGGGGCCUGAUGCCAGGGGAGGGCCCAAGGUGCGCGUGGAUGUCACGGCGGGAGUCCGGUCGGCAUACAGGCGGUCGCUCGGGAUGGGCCCGGACGCGGCCAUCUUCCGAGAGUUCAUCAGGGAAAGGUUGCGGGAAACCGACACAGAUCCCUCCGCCCUCCCCUUCGACUCCCUGCAGACCUACGCCUUUGAGGGCAGCGGCUCCGUGGCAAGCUCCCUGAGCUCCAUGUCCUCUCUAGCCUCCAUUUCACACCUAUCUUACGAUCAUCUCAGAGACUGGGGACCACGCUUCUACAAGCUGGCAGAACUGUACGGGAAUUGUGAGCCAGUUUCAUGAGUGGGGUGACAAGUAUUAAAUAUCUCGGUGAAAGUCCUCCUGAUACCCUGGUGCCUCUGAAAUCAUCACGUUCACCUACAAAGCCCCUAGAAAUCCUCAGCCAAUCCCCACAUUCUCCAAGGACAAAACACAAUUCUGCUCCAUUCUAUAAUCAGAAGAUUACUCCAUCUUAAAACAUUUUGAACCUGUAAUACUUGGUGUAAUCCAGAUGGUAAAGGAAAAAUCAUCGCCACCACCAACUAGGCUAAUGUGCCCUGCAGUUCGACCUACAUAGAACAUAGAACAGUACAGCACAGGAGCAGGCCCACAAUGUCCGUGCUGAACACGAUGCCAAGAUCACUCCCAAGAACUAAUCUCAUCUGCCUGUAAGCGAUCCAUAUCCCUCCAUUACCUGCAUAUCCACAGGACCCAUGGAGAAUGUGGAUCUGGUGACUCAUGCUCUCACCUGACAAAGACUUGGGACAUUGCAAACUAAAGACAGAAUGACGCGAUUCAUUUCACAUUCUGUUCCAUUAUUGAAUUUGUUGGCAUAAAGUCUUGACCAUCAAUAUGAUUUGAAUCACAAACUUCCUCAAAGGCAUUCCAUUCCAUUAAGCUCAAGAGUUAGAAGUCGCCAUGGCUGGCUGGAGACACAUCUAUCUUUUGUCAGAAGGCUGUGGGUUCCAGUAACCUCCAGUGUUAUGUAUACAUGAACUACCUUGACACACUCGGUGAGGAUGUUGUUAGAUACAAUAUUCAACAGAAGCAUUGUCCAUUCACUCACUGGAAAAAACUUCACCAAUGGGCGUUACACCAUCAUUGAAAACAUCACUGUGUGUGAUGUUCAUGAAUGACUGUAAGGAAGACAGAUUGAGGAGAUUUCGAGUUGCGUGGAGAGAUAUUCAUUCUUUAAUUUAGCAAAGGCAGACUCAAAGUUCUGGAGUAACUCAGAGGGUCAGGCAUCAUCUCUGGGGAAUAUGGAGGGGUGAUGCUUCGGAUCGGGACCUUUCUUCAGACUGAUUGUAGUUGGUUAACCAAUUCCACAGUUCACAACAAUGUAUCCCUCUUGGCAUCACACCAUCUCUAGCCAAUAAUUGGCCUAACGGAACCACCUUGCUUGAGGUCAUCUGUUGCCGGCAUUGAUUAGUCCUGGCAUUUUCUUGCUGCCAGCAUUCCCUACAAUCAGUCUGAAGAAGGGUCCAGACUCGAAAUGUCACCUAUCAAUGUUCUCCAGAGAUGCGGCCUGACCUGUUGAGUUAUUCCAGUAUUCUGUGUAUUCUUACUAAAUUAAAUUAAUCUCUUCUGCCUGCAUGUGAUCCGUAUCUCUCCAUUCCUUGCAUAAACAAUAAGCUCAUAGGAGCAGAAUUAGAGCAUUUGGCCCAUCAAGUCUACUCCGCCAUUCAAUCAUGGCUGAUCUAUCUUACCCUCUCAACCCCAUUCUCUUGCCUUCUCCCUGUAACCUUUGACACCCGUACUAAUCAUGAAUUUUUCAACCUGUGCUUUAAAAAUACUCAAUGACAGCGUCCUCAGCAGUCUUUGGCAAUGAUUUCCACAGAUUCACUACCCUCGAGCUCAAGAAAUUCCACCUCAUUGUCGCUCUAAAGGUAUGUCCUGUUAUUCUUAUGCUGUGCCCUCUGAUCCUAGACUCUCCCACUAGUGGAAACAUAUCCUUGUCCAUGUACCCAACUAAAAGUAUCUUAAACGGCACUGUAGCAUCUGCCUCCACCACCACCCUUUGUAGCGUGUCACAGGCACCCAUCACACACCGUGUUAAAAACAAACCUGCCCUGCACACCUCAUUUAAACAUUUUCAAGCUAUGACCUCUAGUCUUUGAAAUUUCUACCCUGGGAGAACAGGUUCAGUCUGAAUACCCUGUGUAUGCCUCUCAUCAUUUUAUGCUCCGAUCAGUUCUCCCCUCAAAAUAACAGAGUGAGUAACAGACCCAUAUGCCCCUGUCCCACUUAGAAAACCUGAACGGAAACCUCUGGAGACUUUAUUCCCCACCCAAGGUUUCCGUGCAGUUCCUGGAGGUUCCCGGAGGUUUUUGUCAGUCUCCCUACCUGCUUCCACUACCUGCAACCUCCAGCAACCACCUGCAACCUCCGGGAACCGCACGGAAACCGUGGGUGGGGUGCAAAGUCUACAGAGGUUUCUGUUCAGGUUUCCUAAGUGGGACAGGGGCAUUACAAUUUCUAAAAUGACCUACACUCUUCUGGCAUUGUUCACUACAUCAGAAUGUCCUGAAGCACUUUACAGUCUUUUAGUUUAGUUUUGAGAUACAGCGUGGAAACAGGCCCUUCAGCCCAAUGAGACCACACCGACCAGCGAUCCCUUUACAUCAGCAGUAUCCUACACAAUGGGUAUAAUUUACAAUCUUUAGCAAAGCCAAUUAACCUACAAAGCCAUAAGUCUUUGGAGUCAGGGGUGAACAUAAACUUCCGGACUAACAGAACCCGCGAUCCAGAUCGAACCUGUGUCUCUGGCGCUGUAAGGCAGCGACUCUGCUGUUGUGCCACUGUGCCGUCCCUAUAGUCAGCGAGAUAUUUUUGUACAAAGGGCUAUAAAGUGCUGGAAUAACUCAGCAGGUCAGGUGGCUUCUCUGGAGAACAUGUAUAGGUGACCCUUCUUCAGAUUUAUUUUUGUGUCGUAAGCCACUGUUGUAAUGUAGGAACUGCAAAGGCCAACUUGCACACAUAGGGGAAACAUCUGGAAACAACAAGGUGAAAAUAACCAGGUAUGAUUGCAGCUGUGGGAUAGAUAUUAACCAAGAGACCUUGCUGAGCUGCCCUUUUCUGCUUUAGAGUAGUACCAUGAGAUCUUUUAGAUCCAUCUGAAAGAGAAGUCUGGCUUUGUGUUAGCCAUUCUUCUGAAAAGCAACAGCUCCAACAAGGCCAGCAUAUUGGCACAACAGAGUUGUUGCCUUAGAGCGCCAGAGGCCCGGAUUCGAUCCUGACCAAGGGUGCUGUCUGAAUGUGUUCCACACUUCCUGAGGUCAUCUGUUGCCAUCCCUGAUUUGUUCUGGCCUUUUUUCACCUCUACUCCUUUGCCAACAUCUUCUCUCAGCCUGAGCAAGGGUUCCAACCCGAAAUGUCAUCUAUUCUUUUCCCCCAGAGAUGCUGCCUGACCUGCUGAGAUACUGUAGAUGUCCCAUCUACAUUAGUCACCCUGCCUGCGUUUGGCCCAUAUCCCACUAAACCUGUCCUAUCCAUGUACCUGUCUAAAUGUUUCUUAAACGUUGCGAUAGUACCUGCCUCAUUACCUCCUCCGGCAGCUCGUUCCAUACACCCACAGUCCUUUGCAUAAAACAGUUACCCUUCAGAUUCCUAUUAAAUCUUUUCUCCCCUCACCUUAAAUCUUUGUCCUGUUGUUCUCCAUUCCCCUCCUUUGGGCAAGAGAUUCUGUGCAUUUACCCAAUCUAUUCCUCUCAUAAUUUUGCAAAACUCUAUAAGAUCACCGUUCAUCCUCCUGCGCUCGAGGGAAUAGAGUCCUAGCUUGUCCAUUCUCUCCCUCUAGCUGAGGCCCUCGAGUCCUGGUAACAUCAUCGUAAAUCUUCUUUGCACCCUUUUCAGCUUGACAACAUCUUUCCUAUAACAUGAUGAACAGGACUGAAUACUCUAAAUGUGGCCUCGCCAAUGUAUUAUACAACUGUAACAUGACCUCCCAGCUUAUACACUCAAUACUCUUGCUGAUGAAGGCCAGUGUGCCAAAAGCCUUUUUGGUCACCUUACGGCACCCUUGGUGAGAGUUUUGUUAAUAGAAAACUCAACAGAAGCAUUAUCCAUUCUCUCACUGGAACAAAAGGCAAACGAUUAUUUUACUUCGGAGUCACGUGAGUGACUACGUGAAGAACCCCGCCAGGACGCAUGCGUGUCAUAUCGCUACACGCAUUGCGAAACGUCAGGCGCGGUGGAACGGCAUUCCCCCGCAGCGGCAGUUUAAAAGCCGGAACCAGCAGGUAAGAGUUACUCUGCGGUCUUUUUUGUUUCCUAUACCAACUUACAGGUGGGGAACAUGGACAAAUCGAAGAAAGCAAAAAGGGCUGCGAUAAAGCUGGUGAGGGAGGGACGCGGAUCAGCGGGCAGCCAGCAGCAGCCAGCUGCACCUGGAUCACCGAUAAUGGGAUCAGCUGUGCCCGAUGUCGCCUCCGCACUGGCCAGAUCCACGCGGCCGGGCGGUAAGGCAAGACAGAAAACAAACAAAGUCGUGGACUCAGAGGAGUCCGACUUUGAGCAACCGCGGGCGGCCAGCGACCGUGAGCGCUGGAGCCGGAUGGAGCGGUGUGUGGAGCAUUUGUUCCAACGUGACAGGCUCCGGGAGUUGGAGUCGGGUCACAGUGGGCUCUAUGGCAAACCCACAGCAGUACCUCUUGAAGGGCUGCACAGUGCUUCUACCUCACCAGAGGGGAGCACUGCGGAUCAGUUCUGAGCUGACCUGGAAGAGGGGCCACAGAAGAAAAGUCAAGUGUGCAGGGGGUGCAGGAACAAGAAAACCUACUGGACAUGGUGUCCAACUUUAUACAGCCAGACCAGACUGGCCAAAACCUGGAGCAAAAGCUAGCUGCCAGUAUAGACCAUAUGUCUCUCAACCAGUUACAAGAACAAGCUGUACUGGACACCACAUCAAGACACCUGGCACCGGGCAACUGCAUAUCCCUGAAUGUUCCAGUAGUAAAUACCUGUAUAUGGAAGCAUAUUGGAAUAGGAGUCAGAAGCGUGGAUGUCAAACUACAAAAAGUAUUGAAACUCCUAACAGCAGGGAUAACAGCAUUUGCCUGUGCAGUGGAUAACAAGGACAUGUCCCAGGUCCAACAAGAUGCACUGGCACUGCUUUGCAACACUCAAUAUGAGAUAAAUAACAUCAGGAAGAGUGCCAUCCAACCCACAUUAAAUCCAAAAUUCGCAGGUCUGUGCAAACCUGGAAACAAAAAACCACCGAUAUUACUAUUUGGAGGCAACGUAUCGAAGCAAGCCAAGGAGCUCAAUGAGGAAGCAAAAACCCUGGGACUAAUAAAACGGACUCCAUCAAAAACCCACUACAGCCAUAGACAGCACCCCUACGCACCCACCAGUAGAGCAAGACCGCCUGGUGAAAGCUCGAAGGCCCGGUAUAUAAAACAUGAGUCUUUUUUAGGCCAUGGCCCAGGCCGUCCUUCUUGGAAGAUACGCGGAGCUCCAACUCCAACCAAACCACAAAUCCAGACACCAGCGUAUCAACAUCAGCGAAGAACUUACAAAAAUAAGUAUACCUUCAGCUGGUAACUAUGGAGGUAGGUGAGUCUGGUUCCCUACAAAAUACAGGGAGCAUGGAGGUUGGGGGGAGAUUACACUCAUUUCUGAAUGCAUGGAGCAUGUUAACAACCGAUACUUACAUUUUAAGCAGUAUCCAGGGAUAUAAAAUAGAAUUUAUACACAAGUACAACCCUCCAGUUCAACAUAUACCGAACCGAAUGUUCGUACUUUCUGGUAAAGAAAAAUUGGAGGCGCAAGCUGAACUGGAGCAGCUUUACGCAAAAGGGGUAAUUGAAAAAACCCAACACGAAUCACUUGAAUUCGGGUCCAAUAUAUUUACCAAAAACAAAAAACAUGGUGGUUGUCGCAUCAUCAUAGAUCUGACCAAAUUGAAUACAUUUGUACAAUAUAUUCAUUUCAAAAUGGAAACCUUUGUUACUGCUAAAUAAUUAAUUUCCAAAGGUUACUUCAUGGCCAGCAUCGAUUUAAAAGAUGCUU
Leucoraja erinaceus (little skate) is the source of this 12871-nucleotide messenger RNA. RefSeq names its product cadherin-7-like. Gene Ontology annotation, molecular function: calcium ion binding; cadherin binding. The record is from RefSeq and is a predicted model, not a curated record. The coding region runs from base 4622 to 7165 and encodes 847 amino acids. Lineage: Eukaryota; Metazoa; Chordata; Chondrichthyes; Rajiformes; Rajidae. Gene Ontology annotation, cellular component: plasma membrane; catenin complex; adherens junction. The transcript has 12 exons. Gene Ontology annotation, biological process: calcium-dependent cell-cell adhesion; multicellular organism development; cell morphogenesis.